GCACGGCACGGCUCGGGCGCUCGCCCCCGAUAAUGCAGAGCUACAAGUACGAUAAGGCGAUCCCGCCGGAGAGCAAGAAUGGGGGCAGCCCGGCGCUGAACAACAACCCGGCCAAGAGCAGCAGCAAGAAAGCCCUGCUCAUCUGCCUCGACUUCCUCUGCCUCGUCAUGGCCGGGUUGCCCUUCCUCAUCAUUGAGACGAGCACAAUCCAGCCCUACCAGCGGGGCUUCUACUGCGACGAUGACAGCAUCAGGUACCCGCUGAAGACGAUGGAGACGAUCAAUGACGCAGUGCUGUGUGCUGCGGGCAUCCUCAUCGCCAUCCUCGCUAUUAUAACGGGAGAGCUCUACCGCAUCCACUACCUGAAGGAGAAGACGCGCUCCUUUAUCCAGAACCCCUACGUGGCAGCGCUCUACAAGCAGGUGGGCUGCUUCGUUUUCGGCUGUGCCAUCAGCCAGUCCUUCACAGACAUUGCUAAAGUGUCCGUUGGGCGCUUGCGGCCGCAUUUCGUGGAAGUUUGCGAUUUGGAUUUCUCCACCAUCAACUGCGCUAAGGGAGUUUACAUCCAAAACUACACCUGCAGGGGAAGCGACAGCAAGGUCCAGGAAGCCAGGAAAUCCUUCUUCUCCGGGCACGCGUCCUUCUCCCUCUACACCAUGCUGUAUUUGGUGUUUUAUCUGCAGGCCAGAUUCACGUGGAAGGGAGCCCGCCUGCUCCGUCCCCUCCUCCAGUUCACCCUCAUCAUGAUGGCGUUUUACACCGGCCUGUCCCGUGUGUCGGACCACAAGCAUCACCCCACCGACGUGCUGGCGGGCUUUGCACAGGGAGCCCUGGUGGCUUACUGCGUGGUGUUUUAUGUCUCAGAUCUCUUCAAGCCCAAGACAAAGACUUGCCUGCCUCCACCACCCAUCAGGAAGGAGAUCCUUUCACCUGUGGACAUCAUUGAGCGGAAUAACCAUCACAACAUGGUGUAGACCUUCAAGAAAUUGGAUGGGUGUUGUAUUUUAUUUUAAAUUUUUUUUUUUUUUGCAAAAAAAAAGACUGCUGACAGCAACUACCUGCUGCUCUCAAAUCUCAUCAGACAGUAGAAUGUAGGGAGAGACUUUCUUGCCCGACCAGUAAAGUCUUACUCUGUGGUCUUUUCAACUUGCGACAUUUGGAUGAAAGGGGUGGUGGUCAACUAAGUCAAAAGCGACAAUGAGAAAGAAAAAACACAAAAUACAAAAGCCGAACAAACAAAGAGAGGUGCCGGAGUUCUGGAUGUGCAAUUGGUUUGAGUGUUCAUGUUGUAGUGAACGCCAAAUUGUUCAUACCCUAAUGAACACUAAGGGAUUUUUGGAAAGCUGGCCAUCUUAUUUUUUUUACUAUGAAGAUUUUCAAUGCCUGCGAGAAAAAAAAAAACAACUCACAACUAAAUUGUAUAGCACUAUAUACGAGAAACAGCACUGAGUCAAGAUCUGGGAUUGGUUUGUAAGAGUUGCUUUUUUUCUCUUUUUGAUACUAGUUUAUUUUUGCCUCCUCUAUUCCAUACUGUGACUUAGUUUAGAAGAAGCUUGCCCGGUCAAAGAUCUCUGAAGGGUCUCUGUUCACACUACACGCCUUUAACAAGCAGUCCUGAGACGCGCAGUGAGGCUGAAUAACUCCAUCCUCUGCGCAGAGAAGCCACAUUUCUUCCUCUCCGCUUGCUCCCUGGCGAGGGUUCCUCCUGCCUAAGCCCCCAGGCGUGCGUAGCACCCACAAAUGGCCCUUCAUGAAAAGAGCAUCCUCCGCUUCCCGGCCAUCCCCUGCUCCUCCCCCCCCCCAAAAAAUCACAGCAGAUUUUCUGUGUGCCCACGGGAGCUAGCAGUUUGCAAGUGGGUAGCGACGGCUCUGCUGAAGAUGCGUUCGCACUACGACCUCGGGGCUGAGUCCUGGGGAAACUUUUAUUCUGCAGUUUCGGGACGGGCUGCUGGGCGGCACGUCCCAGCCUGGGUGUCAGUCGGUUUGUACAUCCCCCCCCACCCCCCCCCCCCUCCUCCUUCUCCCUUGGGCACCCCAGUGUGCGCCACGGCAGGUACCAGGUCCUGUGCUCUGCUCGGUGACACCGGUGGUAAAUCAGUCGUGCCUAUAUCGAGUGUGAGUAUUUUUUUUAUUUUUUUUUUGCCCAGAAACCACAGGUUCUUGGUUUGCAGCCCUUUCACAGAGCAUGUUUGCAAAGGGAUCCCGCAAAGCAUGCAGAACGGCCAUUUGCACAUCCUUCUUACAGAAUCCGUCCUAUCAUUUCAACUAUAGCAAGCUAUGAUUUUUUUUAUAUAUAAAUAUUAUAUAAAUAAUGUAUAAAACCUUAAAAAUUAACUAUGUAAAAUAUUAUUUCUGAAACAAUUUUAGAUAUAUCCACUAUGACUAUAAACUGUGUCCUGACCUGUGUUAUUUACAUUUUGCUGCUUAAAAAAGCAUUGAAUUAAUUUUUUUAUAGUCGACUAAAAUAUUGUAGUUCUGUGGUAGUAAUAUUUUAAUGAAAAUAACUACAAUUAGAGACAUUUGUAUAAAAAAAAAUCAUAUUAAAUUGUCUGUAUUUUUGUAAUGUUCCAUUUUGUAAAGAGAAGAAUAUUCAAAGACUUUUGUAGAAUACAAAAUUGAAGUUUGUAUCUGCGAAAUUAUUGCUGUAUAAAUGUGCUUUUUAAAUAAA
Gymnogyps californianus (California condor) is the source of this 2668-nucleotide messenger RNA. RefSeq names its product phospholipid phosphatase 3 (gene PLPP3). Gene Ontology annotation, molecular function: phosphatidate phosphatase activity. The coding region runs from base 33 to 974 and encodes 313 amino acids. The transcript has 6 exons. Lineage: Eukaryota; Metazoa; Chordata; Aves; Accipitriformes; Cathartidae. The record is from RefSeq and is a predicted model, not a curated record. Gene Ontology annotation, biological process: canonical Wnt signaling pathway; phospholipid dephosphorylation; phospholipid metabolic process.